AUGGCGUACUUCAAUCUCAUGCGAACAUUAUGGGGCGCUGGUGUGCUGGGUCUGCCUUUAGCUGUUAGUCAAUCCGGUAUCAUACUUGGACCCAUAAUGACAACAGCGUUGGGCCUUCUUAUUAUACACAUGCAUUUGACUUUGCUAUGGUGUCUCAAUGAAAUCAGUCGACAACUGAGGAUUCCAUACAUUUCUUACAGGUAUGGUUUCCGCGUAGCGCUUUUACAUGGACCAACCAUUUUGCACAGAAUCGGAGAAAAGGGCCCAAUGAUAAUAUCAAUAUUUAUGCUUAUGAGUCAAUUAGGGAUUUGCACGGUUUUCGUCAUAUUUACAACAGAUAGUUUAAGAGAUAUUAUGGAUUGGAAAACUUCAAAACCGGCUAUAUUGUCUCUGUUGAUUCCUUAUCUAUUCCUACAAUAUUUUAUGAAGACAUUGUCAAUUGUCAGCUAUAUAUCAAUGCUUGGUAAUUACUUGAACAUAGCGGGUCUUCUACUGAUAAUAUACCUCAUAUUCUUAGCACCUCAUGGAGUAAUCGUGUACGCUUGUACUGAUCCUUUAGCUUUAUUCUUCGUCAUUGGAACUAUCUUGUUUAACUUGAGCGCGGUUGCUGUCAUACUAUCCAUAGACAAGGCUUUAAAGGAUCCAAAGGUAUUGACGAAGCCAUGCGGAAUGCUAACAGUGGGCAUGUUUAUUCCAACCGUUUUUACAACUGUGUUCGGUGUGCUUGGAUACUGGUCCUUUGGCACGAUGGAGGAAAAUGUCCUAAGAUCUUUGCCAUUCGAUGAUUAUAUAUCAAUGGCAUCGAUUGGUUUAUACCUUAUAGCCAUAGCCUUCGCCUACCCCAUACAAUGCUAUCCGGCAAUAUCCAUGAUUGUAGAUGUGGUAAAAAAUUGGCACCCGCAAGACCCGCCAUCCGAUGAGAUGUUGAAAUGGAUUGAGGCCACAGCCAGACCCCUGUUCGUUAUGACUUCAUUUUUCAUAUGCUACCUUAUCCCCAUACAAGGAGCAUUUGUGGCAUUUGUGGGCAAUUUGUGCACCACCAUGCUUGCUUUCGUAUUUCCAGCUGUGAUGGAACUCUGUAUUUUGUACCCCAACGAUUAUGGAUACUAUAAAGUAUAUCUGAUCAAAGAUCUUCUUAUAGUGAUGUUUGGAAUGACUUCGUUUUUAGUAGGAGUACCUUUAGCAAGCUUACCUCUAUGGACUUGGGAUUGUAUCAACGAUAAAUGCGUCCCAACAAAAGCGACGCUCUCCGGUCGACUCCAGUCUCUAAUGACUUGUAAUAUGCUUUGCGCUUCUAUGACUCUUUGGCCACAGCCUACUGGACAAGUAAGCUUAUCGACCACAGCCGUACCAGUCCGGUCAGACUUAUUUCACCUGCAAAUAUUAUCUUUUCCAUCAAGGUCCGUUCGGGAACACGUCAAGGGUGCAUUCGAGAUAUUUCAAGGGGUCCUACGAAAAAUGGAACACGACGUACGUGUUUUUGAGGACUGGCGGACAGUUGCUGUAUAUGUAGAAAUUAGUGAGAGCGGGCAAGGAGAUCCAAGACUUCGACUGGAGACCGACGAAAGUUAUCGGUUUUCUCUUAGACCAAGGAACGGCACAACAAGGUCACUUCGAGUUGAUAUAUCUGCUAAUUCAUUUAGUGGAGUGCGUCAUGCUUUUGAAACUGUUUCACAGCUUGUUUGGUUUGAUUCUUUCGCCGGAUCUCUUUUCAUGAUGGAGGCUGCUAGCGUUGAUGAUGCCCCACGAUUCAAAUAUCGUGGUCUGAUGCUGGACACUGCUAGGAAUUACUUUCCUGUUAGUGACCUACUACUUACGAUAGAUGGAAUGGCUUCCUGUAAACUUAAUACAUUUCAUUGGCAUGCUACUGAUGCUCAAUCCUUUCCUCUUGAGUUGGAUAGUUUGCCACAAUUAGCGCGUUACGGAGCUUAUGGCCCAGGAGCUAUCUACACCACAGAAGAUUUACGCACUGUCAUUCAGUACGCAAGAUUACGGGGCAUUCGCGUUUUGCUAGAGGUAGACCUGCCGGCUCAUGUUAGUGCAGCGUGGAUGUGGCAGGGCAGAAAUAAAGCUGAUAACAUUGUGUUUUGCUUGAACAACAAACCAUGGACUGAGUAUUGUGACGAACCUCCAUGUGGGCAAUUGAAUCCCCGAAGCGUUUUAGUGUAUACAAUGAUCGAGAAGUUGUACGCGGAAAUUAUUCAAUUAACAGGGGUGGAUGACGUUUUUCAUAUGGGUAACGGCGAUGUAUCACUACGUUGUUGGGCUGAAAAGUUUAAUGCCACCGACCCUAUGGAUCUUUGGCUUGUCUUCACAACUAAUGCACUACAACGGUUGGAAACGGCGAAUGAAAAAUUGCCAAACUUAACGUUGUUCUGGAACUCGAAAAUGAGUGAUCGUAUCAAACCGGAUUUAAAACCCUACUUCCACAAUCUUGGAUUACAAGUUAACGAUUUAGCGUCGUCCCAGAGGUAUAUAAGUGGGUUACGGUUAAUUCUAUCCCAUCAAGAUGCUUGGGAUUUGAAUGACGGCUACAGCAAAUGGUAUGAAGAAACUGGAAACUCAAAUUUCAACUCAUGGCAGAGAGUUUACGAACAUAGGCCGUGGACUAGAAAAGCAAUUAAAUCCUUGGAAGGUGGUGAGGCAACGGUGUGGACAUCCACUUUGAGUAAAGAUGGAUUAGAUUCCAGAAUUUGGCCAAGGGCAGCGGCAUUGGCAGAAAGAUUGUGGUCAGACCGGGCUGAAGCUGCAACUCGACCAGUACACGCAAGACUUGAUUUACAUAAUUUACGAUUAAAACAGCGUGGUAUACAAACAACCCCACUGUGGUCAAAUUGGUGUUCUCAGAAUCCUUACACAUGUUAA
This is a messenger RNA of Pieris macdunnoughi, 2865 nucleotides long. The record is from the annotation of a GenBank genome assembly. Lineage: Eukaryota; Metazoa; Arthropoda; Insecta; Lepidoptera; Pieridae.